Maylandia zebra (zebra mbuna) is the source of this 8685-nucleotide messenger RNA. Lineage: Eukaryota; Metazoa; Chordata; Actinopteri; Cichliformes; Cichlidae. The record is from RefSeq and is a predicted model, not a curated record.
GUAAUCGGUUUAAUCUGGUGACCAUCUCCCCCCCUGGCAGCAGCAGAUCUGCCUGACCUCUCCGACCAAGCUUUUUAAUCAAACUGCAUGCUGUGUGUGAGCGUGAGAGUCCCAGCCCCUCUCUCUGCUCUGUGACUGCGCUGCAUUUUUUUGAAUGGAUCUGCGGUCUUUCAGUCGCCGUGAUGCUCAUUUGAAUUAACGAAACUUGUGGGGGUCUCUAAUUGCUGACUUUUGUGGUUGCAUCGCGUCUUUUUUUUGCUUUUUCUUUCUUGGGCGACUUGUACAGACCACAUGGUUGCAGCAGGGGGUCGCCCGCUGUGAAGUUCAGCAGAUAUCCAGGGCUGCAUUUUCCUGAGCAAUAAGGUGUAGCUGCAGCGCUCGCCCGCACCGCCUGGCAAGAUGGUGGCGUUGUCACUGAAAAUCUGCGUGCGGCAAUGCAACGUUGUGAAGACGAUGCAGUUUGAGCCCUCCACAGCUGUCUAUGAUGCCUGCAGGAUCAUCAGAGAGAGGGUCCCAGAGGCUCAAACUGGACAGGCUUCAGACUAUGGCCUGUUUCUUUCGGAUGAAGACCCCAGAAAAGGCAUCUGGUUGGAAUCUGGAAGGACACUGGAUUACUACAUGCUCCGCAAUGGGGAUAUUCUUGAAUACAAGAAGAAGCAAAGACCACAGAAAAUUAAAAUGCUGGAUGGGGCUGUCAAAACUAUCAUGGUGGACGACUCCAAAACAGUGGGAGAGCUGCUUGUGACUAUAUGCAGUAGAAUAGGCAUUACAAACUACGAGGAAUACUCUCUGAUCCAGGAGACGGUGGAGGAGAAGAAGGAGGAUGGCAUGGGUACCCUGAAGAAAGACAGAACACUUUUGCGAGACGAGAGGAAGAUGGAAAAGCUGAAAGCCAAGCUUCACACAGACGAUGACUUGAACUGGCUGGACCAUAGCAGAACAUUCAGGGAGCAGGGAGUGGACGAGAACGAGACUCUUCUCCUGAGACGCAAGUUCUUCUACUCUGACCAGAAUGUAGACUCCAGAGACCCAGUUCAACUCAACCUGCUUUACGUACAGGCUCGAGAUGAUAUCCUGAACGGUUCCCACCCGGUCUCGUUUGAUAAGGCCUGCGAGUUUGGAGGGAUUCAGGCCCAGAUCCAGUUUGGACCUCACAUAGAGCAUAAACACAAACCCGGAUUCUUGGACCUGAAAGAGUUUCUACCCAAAGAGUACAUAAAGCAGAGAGGAGCUGAAAAGAAAAUAUUCCAGGAGCACAAGAACUGUGGCGAGAUGACCGAGAUUGAGGCAAAAGUAAAGUAUGUCAAAUUGGCGCGGUCUCUGCGGACAUACGGCGUCUCCUUCUUCCUCGUCAAGGAAAAGAUGAAGAGCAAGAAUAAACUGGUGCCGCGGCUUUUGGGUAUCACAAAAGAGUCUGUGAUGAGAGUGGAUGAGAAGACCAAAGAUGUAGUUCAAGAGUGGCCACUUACCACUGUGAAGAGGUGGGCAGCAUCACCCAAGAGCUUCACCUUGGACUUUGGGGAGUACCAAGAGAGCUACUACUCUGUACAGACCACUGAAGGGGAACAGAUCUCCCAGCUCAUUGCCGGUUACAUCGACAUCAUUCUCAAAAAGAAGCAAAGCAAGGAUCGCUUUGGAUUAGAAGGUGACGAGGAGUCAACAAUGCUCGAGGAGUCUGUAUCCCCGAAAAAGUCCACCAUCCUUCAGCAGCAGUUUAACCGUAUGGGCCGGGUGGAGCACGGCUCUGUGGCGCUGCCAGGGGUGAUCCGCUCUGGCUCAAUCGGCGCAGAAUCACUUAGCAUGGGUACCAUGCCAUCCCCUCAGCAGCAGAUCACAAUGGGUCAGAUGCACCGUGGACACAUGCCACCACUGAGCUCAGCACAACAAGCUCUGAUGGGAACCAUCAACACCAGCAUGCAAGCUGUGCAGAAAGCCCAGAUAGACCUGGGGGAGGUGGACAACCUUCCACCACUGGGACAAGACAUGGCAUCUAAGGUGUGGAUCCAAAACAAGAUGGAUGAGUCAAAACACGAGAUCCACUCCCAAGUCGACGCCAUCACUGCAGGAACAGCCUCUGUUGUCAACCUCACGGCUGCCGAUCCUACCGACACAGACUACACAGCAGUGGGCUGUGCCAUCACCACCAUAUCCUCCAACCUGACUGAAAUGUCAAAGGGUGUGAAGCUGUUGGCUGCACUCAUGGAGGACGACGUAGGAGGAGGCAACGACCUGAUGAAGGCCGCCAGGACACUUGCAGGGACCGUAUCUGACCUGCUGAAGGCUGUGGAGCCGGCCUCUGGAGAGCCAAGACAGACUGUGCUGACAGCAGCAGGCAGCAUUGGUCAGGCCAGCGGAGACCUCCUGCGCCAGAUUGGAGAGAACGAGACAGACGAGAGGUUUCAGGAUGUCCUGAUGAAUCUGGCGAAAGCAGUGGCCAAUGCAGCAGCCAUGUUGGUGCUGAAGGCCAAGAAUGUGGCCCAGGUUGCAGAGGACACCGUCCUUCAGAACCGGGUCAUUGCUGCAGCCACACAGUGUGCCCUGUCCACCUCUCAGCUGGUGGCAUGUGCCAAGGUGGUAAGCCCAACUAUCAGUUCUCCAGUUUGCCAAGAGCAGUUAAUUGAAGCUGGAAAGCUUGUCGACCGCUCGGUGGAAAGCUGCGUCCAGGCCUGCCUUUCAGCCACAGAAGAUGGCGAACUUCUCAAGCAGGUGAGUGCAGCAGCCAGCGUGGUUAGCCAGGCUUUAGGAGAUCUCCUGCAACACGUUCGUCAGUACACCUCAAGGGGAGAACCGAUUGGGCGCUAUGACCAGGCAACGGACACCAUUAUGACUGUCACUGAGAGUAUUUUCAGCUCAAUGGGAGAUGCUGGAGAGAUGGUGCGUCAGGCUCGAGUCUUGGCUCAGGCCACCUCCGAUUUGGUGAAUGCCAUGAGGUCCGAUGCAGAAGCCGAGGUCGACGUCGACAAUUCUAAGAAGUUGCUGGCAGCUGCUAAAUUGUUGGCUGAUGCCACAGCAAGGAUGGUGGAGGCAGCAAAGGGAGCAGCAGCCUACCCAGAAAAUGAAGACCAGCAGCAGAGACUGAGGGAGGCUGCAGAGGGGCUGCGUGUGGCCACUAAUGCUGCUGCUCAGAAUGCCAUCAAGAAGAAACUGAUCAACAGACUGGAGAAUGCUGCCAAGCAAGCUGCAGCUGCAGCCACACAGACAAUCGCCGCUGCUCAAAACGCCGCCGCCUCCAACAAGAACACAGCUGCUCACCAGCAGCUGGUGCAGAGUUGUAAGGCAGUUGCAGAUCAUAUCCCACAGCUUGUCCAGGGAGUCCGUGGCAGUCAGGCCAAACCGGAGGACCUGAGUGCACAGUUGGCCCUCAUUAUUGCCAGCCAGAACUUCUUACAGCCUGGCAGUAAGAUGGUGACCUCGGCCAAGUCAUCUGUUCCCACGGUGACUGAUCAGGCUGCAGCCAUGCAACUGGGUCAGUGUGCCAAGAACCUGGCCACCUGCCUGGCGGAGCUGAGGACGUCUGCACAGAAGGCUCAUGAAGCUUGUGGCCCCAUGGAGAUAGACUCUGCCCUUACAGCCAUCCAGACCCUAAGAAGUGAGCUACAAGAUGCCAAGAUGACUGCUGUGAAUGCCCAACUAAAACCACUUCCUGGAGAAUCACUGGAGAAGUGUGCUCAGGAUCUGGGAAGCACCUCCAAGUCUGUGGGAUCCUCUAUGGCUCAGCUGCUCACCUGUGCUGCACAAGGAAAUGAACACUACACAGGAAUAGCAGCCAGAGAGACAGCUCAGGCUCUAAAAACACUCGCCCAAGCAGCCCGUGGCGUUGCUGCUUCCACCACGGAGCCCAAGGGCGCGGCUGCCAUGUUGGACUCGGCCCGUGACGUUAUGGAGGGCUCUGCGCUUCUCAUACAUGAGGCUAAGCAGGCACUGAUUUCCCCCGGAGACGCUGAGAGCCAGCAGAGACUGGCACAGGUGGCGAAGGCUGUGUCUCAUUCCCUAAACAACUGCGUUAACUGUCUACCUGGCCAGAAGGAUGUGGACAUGGCUCUCAAGAGCAUCGGAGAGGCCAGCAAGAAGCUACUGAUUGAAACCAUCCCACCCGCCUCAAAGUCAUUCCAGGAGGCCCAGAGUGAGCUCAACCAAACAGCAGCUGAACUAAACCAGUCAGCGGGCGAGGUGGUCCACGCCUCCAGAGGCUCCAGCAGCCAGCUGGCUGUGGCCUCUGGAAAGUUCAGCCAAGACUUUGAUGAGUUCCUGGAUGCUGGCAUCGAGAUGGCUGGGCACACUCAGAAAAAGGACGACCAGGUGCAGGUGAUUGGUAACCUGAAGAACAUCUCCAUGGCUUCUAGCAAACUGCUGUUGGCUGCUAAAAGUCUGUCUGUGGACCCAGCAGCAGCAAACGCCAAGAACCUGCUAGCUGCUGCAGCAAGAGCUGUGACUGACAGCAUCAACCAGCUGAUCACUCUGUGCACACAGCAGGCUCCAGGGCAGAAGGAGUGUGACAAUGCCCUGAGAGAGUUGGAGGCUGUCAGAGGAAUGCUUGACAACCCUAAUGAACCGGUCAGUGACCUCUCCUACUUUGACUGUAUCGAGAGUGUGAUGGAGAACUCGAAGGUCCUGGGAGAGUCUAUGGCUGGCAUUUCUCAGAACUGCAAAACCGGGGAUGUGUCUGCAUUUGGCGACUGUGUGGGAUCAGCGUCUAAAGCCCUGUGUGGCCUCACUGAAGCCGCAGGACAGGCUUCUUACUUGGUGGGUGUGUCAGACCCUAACAGUCAGGCGGGACACCAGGGUUUGGUGGAUCCCAUACAGUUUGCUAAAGCCAACCAAGCAAUCCAGAUGGCCUGUCAGAAUCUUGUUGACCCAGAAAGCAGCCCCUCCCAGGUUCUCUCAGCAGCCACCAUCGUUGCUAAGCACACCUCGGCAUUGUGCAAUGCCUGUCGUCUCGCUUCUUCUAAGACAACCAAUCCUGUUGCCAAGAGGCACUUUGUGCAGUCUGCCAAGGAGGUUGCCAACAGCACUGCCAACUUGGUCAAAACAAUUAAGGCUUUAGAUGGUGAUUUCUCAGAGGAAAACAGGAACAGGUGUCGAGUCGCCACGGCUCCACUAAUUGAAGCUGUUGAAAACUUGACAACAUUUGCUUCCAACCCAGAGUUUGCCAGCGUGCCCGCUAAAAUCAGCACUGAGGGCUCUGCAGCACAGGAGCCCAUCCUCCAGUCGGCACGGUCUAUGCUUGAUAGCUCCACCCAUCUGCUCAAAACCGCACGCUCAUUGGUUAUCAACCCAAAAGACCCGCCCACGUGGUCCGUCCUGGCCGGUCAUUCUCGUACUGUCUCCGACUCCAUCAAGAGUCUCAUCACAGCCAUCCGGGACAAGGCCCCAGGCCAGCGGGAGUGCGAUUCGUCAAUUGAUAACAUCAACAAAUGUAUCCGGGACAUUGAGCAGGCCUCUCUGGCCGCUGUCAGCCAGAACUUACCCAGCAGAGACGACAUCUCACUGGAGGCACUACAAGAGCAACUGACGUCCACCGUGCAGGAAAUUGGCCACUUAAUUGACCCCGUUUCCACUGCUGCCAGGGGCGAAGCUUCCCAACUAGGACACAAGGUGACUCAGUUGGCUGGCUACUUUGAGCCACUGAUCAAGGCCUCCGUGGGUGUGGCGUCCAAGCUGAAGGACCACCAGCAGCAGAUGACUUUCCUGGACCAAACAAAGACGCUGGCUGAGUCGGCUCUGCAAAUGCUCUAUGCUGCCAAAGAGGGUGGAGGAAACCCAAAGGCAUCCCAUACCCAUGAUGCUAUAGCAGAGGCAGCUCAGCUCAUGAAGGAGGCGGUUGAUGACAUCAUGGUGACACUUAAUGAAGCUGCCAGUGAGGUGGGAAUGGUGGGAGGAAUGGUGGAGUCGAUCGCAGAUGCCAUGGCCAAGCUGGAUGAAGGUACACCACCCGAACCUGAGGGCUCAUUUGUGGAUUACCAGACCAGUAUGGUGAAAUACUCUAAAGCCAUUGCUGUCACUGCUCAGGAAAUGAUGACCAAAUCAGUGACUUGUCCAGAUGAGCUGGGAGCCCUGGCAUCACAGGUGACUGUGGACUACAGCCAGCUCGCUGUUCAGGGACGACUGGCUGCUCACACAGCUGAACCAGAGGAGAUUGGUUUCCAGAUCAAAACCCGAGUGCAGGACCUUGGUCACGGCUGCAUCUUUCUGGUACAAAAGGCCGGAGCUCUGCAGAUCACCCCGUCUGACAGUUUUACUAAGCGGGAGCUCAUUGAUUGUGCCCGUGCAGUCACAGAGAAGGUGUCUUUGGUGCUUUCAGCCCUCCAGGCAGGCAAUAAGGGCACUCAGGCUUGCAUUACAGCAGCCACUGCUGUGUCUGGGAUCAUUGCUGAUCUGGAUACCACAAUAAUGUUUGCGUCCGCCGGCACACUCAACGCAGAGAACGAAGAGUCCUUUGCCGACCACAGGGAAAACAUUUUGAAGACUGCUAAAGCUCUGGUUGAGGACACAAAGAUGCUGGUGUCCGGCGCAGCUUCCGGUCAGGAGAAGUUGGCACAGGCUGCUCAGUCUUCUGCCAAGACCAUUACCCAGCUCACAGAUGUGGUCAAAUUGGGUGCUGCCAGCAUUGGCUCUGAUGACCCUGAGACACAGGUGGUGCUGAUAAAUGCUGUCAAAGAUGUGGCCAAGGCAUUGGGUGAGCUCAUUAGUGCCACCAAGUGUGCCGCUGGCAAGGCAGCCGAUGAUCCAUCUAUGUACCAACUAAAGAGCGCUGCGAAGGUGAUGGUGACAAAUGUGACAUCCCUGCUGAAGACGGUCAAAGCUGUGGAAGACGAAGCUACUCGCGGUACCAGAGCGCUUGAGGCUACAAUCGAGUGCAUUAAACAGGAAAUGUCGGUGUUUCAAUCCAGGGAUGCUCCCAACAAGACAACCACACCUGAGGAGUUCAUUCGCAUGACUAAAGGAAUCACCAUGGCAACUGCUAAAGCGGUGGCUGCAGGGAACUCUGGCCGACAGGAGGACAUCAUCCAUACUGCCAACGUCAGCCGCAAAGCCAUGUCAGACAUGCUCACUACCUGCAAGCAAGCAGCCUACCAUCCCGAGGUCAGUGAGGAGGUGAAGAACAGAGCACUGAUGUUCGGAGCAGAGUGUACAACUGCUUACAUUGACCUACUGGAACAUGUACUGCUGGUCCUGCAGAAGCCUACUGCAGAGCAGAAGCAGCAUCUGGCAGCUUGUUCCAAGCGAGUAGCCGGAGCAGUAACAGAGCUCAUCCAGACUGCUGAGGCCAUGAAAGAUGGAGGUUCAGAGUGGGUGGAUCCCGAGGAUCCAACAGUGAUCGCAGAGACGGAGCUGCUCGGAGCAGCGGCGUCCAUUGAAGCAGCAGCUAAGAAGCUCGAGCAACUCAAACCCAGAGCCAAGCCAAAGCAAGCAGACGAGACCCUGAACUUUGAGGAGCAGAUCCUAGAGGCAGCUAAAUCCAUUGCUGCAGCCACCAGUGCUUUGGUUAAAUCAGCCUCAGCUGCCCAGAGAGAGCUGGUGGCUCAGGGGAAAGUGGGCUCUGUCCCUGCAAAUGCUGUGGAUGAUGGACAGUGGUCCCAGGGGCUGAUCUCUGCUGCACGUAUGGUAGCAGCAGCAACUAGCAACCUGUGUGAGGCAGCUAAUGCCUCGGUGCAGGGUCACGCCAGUGAGGAGAAACUCAUCUCUUCAGCCAAACAGGUGGCAGCCUCUACUGCUCAGCUGCUGGUGGCCUGUAAGGUGAAGGCUGACCAAGACUCUGAGGCCAUGAGGAGACUGCAGAUCGCUGGAAAUGCAGUGAAGAAAGCAUCUGACAAUUUGGUGCGGGCAGCUCAGAAGGCAGCAUUUGAAAAAUCCGAUGAAGACAACGUGGUGGUGAAGACGAAGUUUGUGGGUGGAAUUGCGCAGAUCAUUGCCGCCCAGGAAGAGAUGCUGAGAAAGGAGAGAGAGCUGGAAGAAGCCAGAAAGAAACUGGCCCAAAUAAGGCAGCAGCAGUACAAGUUCCUGCCCAGCGAACUGCGAGAGGACAGCAACUAGUUAUUCAGCCUCACCUUUGCUGCUACGUACGCUUGCACCAGUGUGAAGAGCACAUCUGUUUUUGUGUGCAUAUUUGUAUCCUGCUAAUGGCACACCUGGACCGGUACGCCGUCCUCCAGUGAAUCCAGAUAAGUUGUGACUGAUUAACAAACCCAGGUCUGCAUUGAACACCACUGACAACAUGUAAGGUCAUCUUCUAGCACGUAUUAAAAACUACUGCGUGAUACUGACUACUUUGUGAAAACAACAAAAAGAUUGUGGUGAUCGCCUGAAGAACUCCUUCAUGUCCUAACGUAUAACUACUUCAAACUGAUGUGAUCUAAACCAGAAUGUGACAUGCUUAGUUCAAACAGCACAUGUGCUCUCACGUUUGUUCUUAAGCGCCAUUUUUGUAAUGUUUAACAAUUUGCAGCUCUUGUGCAUAAACUUUAAAGUGAAGAACUGAUUGUAUUGCUGUUCACGUCACAUAGCCAUUUAACUGCAACGACACCCUGAAAGCAAAAACAUUUCUGCUUGGUACUCUGAUAUUGUAUGAAUGUUUGCCUGUAUACCCCAAUCUGGCACCUUAAUGUCUGUCUGAAUCGUGUAAAUCACUGUGGCAUGACUUGACUUUAAUUCAGUGGCCAUAAAACCUAAUAUGAAGGAAGGCCA